AGGAAAUGAAACAGAAAUCAGGAGUUACGAUGAACGAAAUUGAUCUAAAAGGUACCAAAAGAGUUGUUAUCGAUGGAAUGACCACACCCAAACAAUGUAAAUCUCUUAUGGAAAUAGCCAAAUAUUAUGCUGUGAUAGGAGAUGGCUACGACGGUAAAUCCCCGCAUACUAUACUAGAGAAGUUUGAAGGCAUAACAUUCAAUAGAGCAUUGUUUUUAAGUUAUUACAAGAUGCUGAACCUUAAACAUCUACAUACAUUUUUUGAAGUUACCGAAAAAGCAAAGGAGCUGAUAAAAGUUCAUUUCAAACUCAAAGGGGAAUUAUAUUUUUCAUACACUCAGCUUGUUUGCAGAUCAGCACGACCAGAUUCUCCCACAAACAGAACUGAUUUUAGUCAUAAGAUUCAUGCUGACAAUUGCAUCAUAAUGGAAAACAUGACUUGCUUUAGAACAUAUCCAGCAUUUACCUGGAGAGACUACAGUGCAAUUUUAUAUUUAAAUGAUGAAUUUAAGGGAGGAGAAUUUGUUUUCUCAGCUGACGCAGUAGGAAACAAGAUUCAAAGUAAGAUCCGUCCAAAAUGUGGACGAUUGGUGGCCUUUUCUUCAGGUCCAGAGAAUCUACAUGGUGUCAAAGCAGUGAAACGAGGCACACGGUGUGCCAUUGGAAUGUGGUUUACCCUAAAUCCAGAUUAUGUAGAAAAGCAUAGAGACCUAGCCAAAAAUGUUGUAGAUAAUAAUUCUCAAUUUGAGAUGGAUUUGUUAGUCAAUUUAGAUUACCCAAAACCCUAUGUUCCUAAUACUUAGAAGUCUGAUAUUUUAAUGCUUAGUAGGUCUAUAAAAAUUGACUUGGUAAGUCUAGAAAAGUUGAAAAUUACGGAAAAUACAGUGACAGUGAAGACAAGAAUUAUCUUAAACAAAUCACAGCUGCAUAGCUUAUCUUGCGGAGGUAUUACUUCUAUAUUUCAUGCCUUGCUGUAAUUUACAAUGUACCGGGUGGUCCAAUAAGCUGAUCUCUCGGCUAUAUAUGAGAAACUGUCACUGUAUCUUUUCUACAAUAUAUUUGGUAUUGUGGCGGAGUUAGAAGCUUUAAUUAGUUAUACAAAAUGCCUGGACUAAAUGUUUUAUUGCAAUUCCACACAAACUUUCUUUGGAAUACAACAGAAAUUGUUUUAAAAUAAUUUGUUCUGGCAUUUCUGUAUAAUCUAUUAUAUUUAAUGGAAAUAAACUACAAG
Molecule: messenger RNA, 1231 nt
Organism: Diabrotica balteata
Lineage: Eukaryota; Metazoa; Arthropoda; Insecta; Coleoptera; Chrysomelidae
Source: the annotation of a GenBank genome assembly